Molecule: messenger RNA, 733 nt
Organism: Hevea brasiliensis (rubber tree)
Lineage: Eukaryota; Viridiplantae; Streptophyta; Magnoliopsida; Malpighiales; Euphorbiaceae
Exons: 4
Coding region: 27-554 (175 amino acids)
Molecular function (GO): acid phosphatase activity
Source: RefSeq, a predicted model, not a curated record
AACUGGAGAAAGAGAGAGAGGGAGAGAUGGAAGACGAGGAGGAGAAGGUGAAGAAAGCGGCGUUGCAGAUAAUCGGGCAAUUCCAGGACCUGCCUCGCUUGGUUGUCUUCGAUCUCGAUUACACUCUAUGGCCUUUUUACUGUGAGUGCUAUUAUGAAGAUGAUACCCCGUAUCUGUAUCCACACGCUGUAGGCAUAUUAGAAGCGCUGAAGGAAAAGGGAAUUGAGAUGGCUAUUGCUUCUAGAUCGCCUACUUCGCAGAUUGCCAAAGCAUUUCUGACUCAAUUGGGAAUCAACUCCAUGUUUGUGGCCCAGGAAAUUUUCUCCAGCUGGACUAACAAAACUGAGCAUUUUCAGAGGAUCCAUAGGAGGACUGGAUUGCCUUUUAGUUCAAUGCUUUUCUUUGAUGAUGAGGAUAGGAACAUUGAAGCUACAUCAAAAUUUGGUGUAACUAGCAUCUUGGUUGGUAAUGGGGUAAAUCUUGGAGCGUUGAGGCAAGGACUAUCAGAAUUUUCCCACAAGUCUGAUUCUUCUAGCAGGAGCAUGAAGAAUUGAACUUUUUGUUAGUUAUAUAAAUAUCAUCUCAUAGUUUUCAAAUCAGGCUGAUUUGUGAAGGAGAUGGUGUUGCUGUGAUGUUUAGAAAUUUACAAGCAAAUUUUAUGUUGCAAGUGUACCACAUUAUUCAUUGAUGAUCAAAUUUUCUUACAAUGUUUAAGGGAAUGUUUGUUUGAGCA